AUGGAACACCGCGUCGGCGCCGUCGUGACGAGGCUCUGUCUGGCACAACGCUGGUCAGCCGGUUGGUGGUGGAACGUCGCAUCGGCAUCGUCGAGACGAGGCUCCGCCUGGUACGCCGUUGAUCAGCCGGUGGGAUGGAUCUCCGAAUUGGCACCGUCGACACGCGCCCAUCUGGUGCACCGUAGGAGACCGCAGGCUUGCGGCAAUGCCGUAAGCCAUUGGCAAAUUCGAGUCGUUCUUCCACUGCCAAAAAAACUCGUGGCCCACAGUGGAGUUCGGCCGCGCCGGCACAUCAAGCAGCCCCUAUUCAGGGGUCAGGGCACUGCAUCCUUCGGGGGGGCUUGGAAAAGCUGGCCUAAAAAUUGCUGGGGAACCACGUCGUCUGCUGGCGCACCGUGGUCGCAGACGCAAAACUCACGGUCGAAACAAUCAAAAUCGAAACAACAACAACAAUACCAAUAACAACAACAACCAUACUCAUUCUCCUCAUCCUACCUCUUCUUCCUCUUCCUCUGCCUAUACUUCUCCUUCGUCACCUUCUUCUCCAUCCCCUUGCCGUCGCCCCACCCGUUGUCACCAGACUGGCAGGGUGAGCCCACUCACUCUGGCAGCCUGGAAUGUUCGUUCCCUUUUAGACAAUCCGAGGAGCCACCGACCGGAACGGAGGAGGGCGCUAGUGGCCCGGGAACUGGCGCGCUACAGGGUGGACAUCGCCGCACUCAGCGAAACCCGAUUCUCCGAACAUGGCCAACUGGAGGAGGUAGGUGCCGCCACACCUUCUUCUGGAGUAGGCGGCCCAGAGCAGAGCGACGAGACUCGGGUGUCGCCUUCGCCAUUCGGAACGACAUCGUGGGACGACUGCCCUGUUUGCCGCAGGGCAUCAACGAUCGCCUGAUGAGCCUCCGUCUGCCUCUCUGGGGAGGCAAAUUCGCCACCAUCAUCAGCGCCUACGCUCCGCCGAUGACCAGCCCCGACCCCGCCGCAAGAGACAAAUUCUACGAGGACCUGCACGCCCUCUUGGCGACUGUGUCGAAGGCGGACAAGUUGAUUGUCCUUGGUGACUUCAAAGCCCGCGUAAGCACAGACCAGACUGUCUGGAGAGGAGUGCUGGGUCCCCAUGGUCUCCGCGGCUCAAACGACAAUGAUCUGCUGCUGCUCCGCACCUGCGCAGAACACCGCCUCAUCCUGACGAACACCUUCUUCUGUCUGCCGGAGCGAGAGAAGGCCACCUGGAGGCAUCCUCGGUCGCGCCAGUGGCACCUGCUGGACUAUGUCCUCGUCCGGAGGCGAGACCAGCGGGACGUGCUGGUGGCAAGGGCGAUUGCGGUCGCUGACGGGUGGACCGACCAUCGCCUCGUCAUCUCGAAGAUGCGUAUUCGCCUACAGCCUCGUAGGAGACCACAAGGUAAGCGACCCCCAGGUACACUGAAUAUUGCCUUGUUUUCUAUGCCCGCUCACCAUCUCCAUUUCAGCAAUGAGCUAGCUCAACGGCUAGACAACCUUCCUAUCGCUGCCGCUGCCGCCGCCGAUGCUGACGCUACCGAGAACGCCUCCGUGGAGAACCGCUGGUGUCAACUGCGAGACACGGUCCAGGCGACGGCGCUCGCCGUCCUCGGUCGCGCUCCCCGCCAACACCAGGACUGGUUCGACGACAACGACGCCGCCAUCACAAAUCUGCUUGCUGAGAAGAACCGCCUACACAAAGCCUACGCAGAGCACCCCACUGAUGCCACCAAAGCUGCCUUCUACCGCAGUCGCCGCCAACUUCAGCAACGACUGCGCGAGAUGCAGGACGCCUGGACUGCUCUCACAGCUGAGGAGAUCCAAGGGUACGCGGACCGAAUCGAAUGGAAGAACUUCUUCUUCGCGACCAAAGCUGUCUACGGUCCGCCGACGAAGGGCACUGCUCCUCUCCUCAGCGCCGACGGUAGCACUCUCCUGACUGAGAAGACACCAAUUCUACAGAGAUGGGCCGAGCAUUUCCGAGGCGUCCUCAACCGCCCCUCCGCCAUCUCCGACGUCGCCAUUGCCCGUUUGCCGCAAGUGGAGACCAACGUGGACCUCGACCUCCCGCCUUCUCUCCAGGAAACCAUCAGGGCCGUGCAGCAGCUCUCCAGCGGGAAAGCACCCGGAUCGGACGCAAUCCGUUCUGAGGUCUACAAACACGGAGGUCCCCAACUGAUGGAUCACCUGACUGCGCUCUUCCAGGAGAUGUGGCGCCAAGGGGAAGUCCCACAAGAUUUCCAAGACGCAACCAUCGUGCAUCUCUACAAGCGAAAAGGGAAUCGCCAAAUCGGCGACAAUCACCGUGGCAUCUCCUUGCUGAACAUCGCCGGGAAGAUCUUCGCUCGCAUCCUUCUCAACUGCCUCAAUAACCAUCUGGAACAGGGCCUUCAGCCGGAAAGCCAAUGCGGCUUCCGUCGUCAUCGCGGGACCGUGGAUAUGAUCUUCGCCGCCCGUCAACUUCAGGAGAAGUGUCAGGAGAUGCGAACCCACAUGUACUCUACCUUCGUGGACCUGAAGAAAGCCUUCGACACGGUGAAUCGUGAAGGACUGUGGAAGAUCAUGCAGGCACGUCGACUGAACCACUUUCACCUUAGCUGUCUCCGUCGCAUCCUGAAGCUGAACUGGCAGGAUUGA
This is a messenger RNA of Spirometra erinaceieuropaei, 2640 nucleotides long. The record is from the annotation of a GenBank genome assembly. Lineage: Eukaryota; Metazoa; Platyhelminthes; Cestoda; Diphyllobothriidea; Diphyllobothriidae.